UGAAUAUCUAACUGUAACAGCAACAUAUAAAAAUAUGUUAUCGCCUCUUCGGAGGACGCAUUUAAUGCUUUUCUACAGUGUAGUGAUUACUCUCUCUAUCUGUCUGGCUACUAGCUUUAUCAUUUUUCAUAGAAUAAUUCACUCAGUACUACUACCUUAUCAUUAUUGUUCUCAUAGAGUUGUAAUCCAUCAUCAGAUAUUUAUUCAUUCAUCUAGUCAUCAGAUAACAUCCACCACCAUAAUCAUCAUCCUAUAUCAUCACAUACUAAUUUAGAAUCCUU
Messenger RNA from Halteromyces radiatus, 281 nucleotides. RefSeq lists its product as uncharacterized. The record is from RefSeq and is a predicted model, not a curated record. NCBI's taxonomy places the organism in Eukaryota, Fungi, Mucoromycota, Mucoromycetes, Mucorales, Cunninghamellaceae. The transcript is spliced from 2 exons. The annotation marks the transcript as partial.